AUGGUCAUCCAAAGCAAAUCUCUCGUAAGCACCUCGCCUGGCCCAGAUCCUGUCACUCUGAUCGCCGAGGAAAGAGCCAAUGCUACUUUUGAUCCAGUUGACAUGCACGCUGUGAUUGAAGGCUCUCCAGAGAAGGCCCAGAAGAUCUUGGAGCUUUACCAGUCUUUGGAGAGAGACCCAAUCUUGGCUCCUGGUUACCACGACUAUGAGCUUUCUCGUGAUGAGAACAGAGAGCAGACCACUGCCAGAAUCGCCAGAAUGACCCAGUAUGUGGAGAACGAGCCAUAUGAGGACUUCUGGAGAAGAUUGAACUUGAUGACUGUCUACGACCCAUCCUUGGGUAUUCGUAUUUCUGUCAACUUGGGUCUUUUCAUUAACUGUAUCCGUGGUAACGGUACUGAGGCUCAGUACAACUACUGGUGUGUUGAGAAGGAGUCCCGUCAUAUGAAGCAGUUGUGGGGUUGUUUCGGUAUGACUGAGUUGGGCCACGGUUCCAACGCCGCUGGUGUCGAAACUACCGCUACUUUCGAUGAAAAGAGUGAUGAAUUCAUUAUCAACACUCCUCACAUUGGUGCUACCAAGUGGUGGAUUGGUGGUGCUGCUCACUCUGCUACUCACGUUGUGGCUUACGCUCGUUUGAUCAUCAAGGGUAAGGACUACGGUGUCAAGACUUUUGUCGUGCCAUUGAGAGAUGCUAGACACCAGUUGAUGCCUGGUGUGGCCAUUGGUGACAUUGGUUCCAAGAUGGGCCGUGAGGGUGUCGACAACGGUUGGAUCCAGUUCUCCAAGGUUAGAAUCCCAAGAUUCUUCAUGUUGCAGAAGUUCUGUAAGGUUGACCGUUCCGGUAAGGUUGACUUGCCUCCAUUGGAACAAUUGUCUUACAUUUCUCUUUUGCAGGGCCGUGUCGGUAUGGCUUCUGACAGUUACCGUAUCUGUGCUCGUUUCAUUACCAUCGCUACCAGAUAUGCUGUUGGCAGACGUCAAUUCAAGAGCGACCAGCGUGAAGACGAGAAGGAGGAGACUCAAUUGAUCAACUACCCAUUGCACCAGCGUCGUAUCAUGCCAUACUUGGCUUUGACCUACGCUAUGGGUCUUGGUACCGACCGUUUGGAAAGACAGCACGCUGAGACUGUCAAGACCUUGGACGAUGCUGUGGCUAAGAAGAACGAGAAGGCUAUUUACGCCGCCUUGGCCAACACCAAGUCUCUUUUCGUCGACUCUGCUGCUCUUAAAUCUACCCUUACCUGGUUGGCUGAGCAAUGUAUCACUGAAACCAGACAAGCUUGUGGUGGUAGUGGUUACUCUGCUUACUCCGGUUUCGGUAAGUCCUACGCCGACUGGGUUGUCCAAUGUACCUGGGAAGGUGACAACAACGUGUUGGGUAUGUCUGCUGGCCGGACAUUGAUCAAGAACAUCCAGACCAUUCUCGAGAAGGAUAUCAAGAUCAAGGGCUCAACCGCCUACUUGUCCGAUGCCAAGGAGUACCUCAACAGAAAGUACUACUUGAAGCGUGAGGAACAAUUGACUGCCAUUGAGGCUCUCCGUGCUCUUGAGGUGUUGAUUGUCAGAGUUGCCGCUGCUGCUGCUGAGAAGCAGGAGAAGUUGGAGUCUUGGGAUGCUGUUUCUUACGAGCGUGUCUUGUUGUCUAAGUUGCACGCCCACCACUACUUGUUGGAGACUCUCUUCCUUGCUACUAGAAAGGCCCAGAAGCCAGAAAUUGCUUACGUCUUGUCCAAGGUCACCAAGUUGUACCUCUUGACUAACGUCUUGGAGGCAUUUGCUCGUGACUUUGUGUCUUACGCUGUUGUCAAGCCACAGCUCUCCUUGGCCAUUUCUUCCAAGCUCGUCCCAGAGUCUUGUUUGGAGGUCAGAGGCCAGGCCGUGCCAUUGGUUGACUCGUUCCAGCAGCCAGACGGUUUCUUGAACUCUGCCAUUGGUGUCUACGAUGGUAACAUGUACGAGAACUACUUCAAGGUUGUCAAGACCCACAACGACCCUACCAAGACCAAGGCUCCAUACUCGCUUGACUUGGAGGAUAUGUUGAACCGUGGAUCCAUCCAGCUGAGAGCCAGAUUUGAAAACGACAUCGAGGCAUCCAAGAAGUUGUCUUCGUAA
Candidozyma haemuli is the source of this 2115-nucleotide messenger RNA. RefSeq lists its product as uncharacterized. Gene Ontology annotation, biological process: lipid homeostasis; fatty acid beta-oxidation using acyl-CoA oxidase. Gene Ontology annotation, cellular component: peroxisome. The transcript has a single exon. NCBI's taxonomy places the organism in Eukaryota, Fungi, Ascomycota, Pichiomycetes, Serinales, Metschnikowiaceae. The coding region runs from base 1 to 2115 and encodes 704 amino acids. Gene Ontology annotation, molecular function: FAD binding; acyl-CoA oxidase activity; fatty acid binding. The record is from RefSeq and is a predicted model, not a curated record.